This is a messenger RNA of Drosophila takahashii, 3534 nucleotides long. Its product is annotated as adenylyl cyclase X E-like. Gene Ontology annotation, biological process: adenylate cyclase-inhibiting G protein-coupled receptor signaling pathway; intracellular signal transduction; cAMP biosynthetic process. Lineage: Eukaryota; Metazoa; Arthropoda; Insecta; Diptera; Drosophilidae. Gene Ontology annotation, cellular component: plasma membrane. The record is from RefSeq and is a predicted model, not a curated record. Gene Ontology annotation, molecular function: adenylate cyclase activity.
ACAGAGAAAAAUAAGAAAAACGUAGAAAAACAUAGAAAAGCUUAGAAAAACGUAGAAAAACUAAGAAAAACAUAGAAAAACUCAGAAAAACAAUGAGCUUUAACUCAAGAGAUUCGAACAAGGCGCCAUACUAUAAAAGAAAACUUAGACCUUGUCAUCUUGACUACGCUAAUGAGCGUCUGUGGGACCUGAGUUAUUUGAGGCACAAAUGCAAGGAACUGAAUUUGGAAGAGGAGUAUAGGAAGUAUCAGAUCCGUCUGAUGAUCAGCAACCUAUCGGUUUUCUAUGUUUUGUUCAUAUCCGUGUGCCUAACUUUUUUAGCAGUCGAACUGAUUUUCGUAGAGUGCUUAGAAGCCAUCUACUUUGACUUAAUUAGCAGACAAAUAUCAUUUGCCGUCAUCCUUGUCUUGUUAAGCAUUAAUUUCUGCGAAAACUUCGUAAAUCGCCACCGGUGGGUGAUGAUUUUCACCUCGGCCCUGGCGGCAUAUGUUGUCGUAGGCACAGAUUUAGCGCAGAACCUGUACCAUUUCACCACGCACGGCUGGCCGCUCAAUGUUACAUUUGACGUCUUUGUGCUCUGCAUGAUCUACAUGUUCAUGCCCAUACCCUCGAUCAGGGGAGCAGCCCUACUGGCCACCUCGGUCAGCACCGCUUACGUAGUCUACUACAUGUACUCACUCUCGUUGAACGCGGACUUCGUCGGGCGGGACUUCAACACCUACGAUGUUCUAUCCGUCGAUAUAUUACACAACGUUGGCUUCAAUAUGAUGGGCAUAUUUUUCCGCGUCAUGAACGAGACUAUGGUGCGUGCCUCCUUCCUUGACCGCCAUCAGUUCAUCAUGGAGGAGAAGUGGUUGCGCCACGCCCUGCAACAGGAGUCGUUGCUUCUGAAUAGCAUCCUGCCGCCUCAGAUUGCGAAACCCAUUCAGGAUAGCAUUAAGGACAAGAUCAAGCAAAACGAAACGAACGAGUUCGACCGCUUUAACGUGGCACGUCCACGAAAGACGGAACACUUCAUGGCCAUCCAAAUCCAUCCGGAUGUCUCCAUCCUGUACGCCGAUGUGGUGAACUACACCCACCUGACAACUACUCUUACCGUCCAGAACCUGGUGAAGGUCCUGCAUGACCUCUACGGUAGAUUCGACAUGGCUGCCUCCACUUUCAAUGUGCAACGCAUCAAGUUUCUGGGCGACUGCUACUAUUGUGUGGCAGGUUUGACGACUCCCGAUCCAGAUCACGCGAAAUGUGCCGUCUCCUUGGGCAUUUCCAUGAUCGCCAACAUCCAGGAAGUGCGGAUUGAGCGUGAAUUGGAUAUCGACAUGCGCAUAGGCGUCCAUUCAGGAUCUCUUCUCGCAGGCGUUAUCGGCGAGGCAAAACUGCAGUAUGAUAUUUGGGGUUCUGAUGUUGAGAUCGCCAAUCGUUUGGAGUCUACGGGAAGACCAGGAUAUGUACACGUUAGUGGACGAACUCUGAGUAACUUGAAUCCCUCCGAUUAUAAAAUAAUGUCGGGCACGGAAAAGGCUCGAAAUGAUCCGGUGCUGGAGUCAAUGAGUACCUAUCUGCUCACUAGACAAGAAAUUCAGAGUUCACUCGACUCCUCAGCGGCUGGUGUUGUGUCCAGUGAGAGUCUUGAUAUAAAGCCUGUGGAAAGUGUACGGACUCACAGAUCAACUCGCGUCUCGAUGACCAGAGAGUUGCGCGAAGAGUUCCGGAAUAUGCCAGUGGGCGGCUUCGACUUUUAUUCGCCCUGCUGCCGCCGUCGAGAUGGCGAUGAGUCUCACAAGAAAACAGAGCGCGAAAUCGGUAUGUUUUGUGCAGCCUUUAAGGAUAAAAAUCUGGAAUGGAAUUUUAUGCACCAGCCGGAUUAUAUUUUCAAGUCCUCGAUGCUGCUAGCCUGGGCAAUAGGUUGCUGCCUGAUCUACAUCCAAAUAGUGACGUCACACUCUUUUUGCACCACCUGCAUUGUGGUCGACUUGGUUACAUUUUCAUUUCUGACCUGUCUGCUGUGCAUCUCGUGGUACAAGAAAGUGUGUUGGUGGAAGAGUGGACGCUACGAAUUCAAAAUGCACGACAAAUAUAGCUGCAUUGUGUUUCAUAUGUUCGAGAAGAUCCAACACAGUGUGACUCUGCGCAUUAGCACCUAUUUGCUGAUUGUCAUUUGCUACUAUUCGGUGAUCUCCCUGAUAAUGAUAGACUGUGACCGCGACGAAUUCGAGAUGAGUUACAUUGAGAGCAAACUCUUUCACUAUGAAAUGGAUCGGGAUGUAUGCUUCCAUCCUUGGUCCUUUACCAACAUGAUUUCCCUGAUCCUUGGCAUUAGUUACACAUUCGCCCGCAUCCCGUUCUCCCUGAAGAUAUUCAUCAGUUGCUGCGAAACCGUCGCCUUCGUGCUGAUCGUGUUUUUCCAGUUUGCGUUCAAUUUUCAGCACAGUGCUACCACGACUCCGCAUUUGAGAGCGGAAAUAGCGCAUUGUCUUCGGGUCUGCAUGAUGUUGGCCACUAUGUAUGCCAAGGAGCGACAGUCAGAGUUCAACACUAAAAUGAACUUCAAGCUCAACGUGGAUUUGCAAAACAAGCAAAAGGCGGCCGAUGUUACAAACCAAUCAAUCAUAAUUCUUCUCAAUAAUAGUCUCCCUUCUCAUGUUGUCGACCUCUAUCUCAACUCCUUAGCCAAACACGAACUGUACUAUGAAAAUUAUCAAAUGGUAUCGGUCAUGUUCGCCAUGCUAAUUAAUUUCCCAAUGAAUUUGCCUAGCUUACGAGUGCUAAACGAUAUCAUAACGGAAUUCGAUAGACUGUUGAACGCCUACAGGAAAUAUUACGUAGUUGAGAAAAUCAAAGUCGUUGGCUGCACUUAUAUGGCAGCAUGUGGAUUGGAUUUUAACUUGGCCUCAAAUAUGCGCCAAAGCAGUCACUAUCGAAAUAGUUCUCUUCAUUUUGAGGUGGAACAGGCGCGCCUUAAAAGAAUAACGUUGGGCGUCAGUGAAGAAAGCGACGACAGCGAUGUCAACAAUGACGAGGUGGUCUUUAUGAUGACCACUUUCGCUCUGGACCUGAUGCGCACCCUCUCGGCGUGCAACAAGGCCUACUCGGGUUCCUACUUCGAGAGGUCCCUGUCCAGCGGAGAGAUCUGCAUCGGAAUCUCCAGUGGCGAGAUAAUGGCCGGCGUGGUGGGCGCUUCCCAGCCGCACUACGACAUCUGGGGGAACCCGGUCAACAUGGCCUCCCGAAUGGAGUCGACCGGGCUGCCUGGGCACAUCCAGGUGACGGAGGAGUCCGCCAAGAUCCUCGAGAAGUUCGACAUUCUUUGUACCUACCGCGGCAUGACUUAUGUGAAGGGCCGUGGUGAAAUACCCACCUACUUUGUAGGCAUUGAUGAGAACCUAAAGUUCAUGUCCUUGAAAUUGCUCAAUCAGAGUUCGUCAAGACGUUUUUCAGUCGUGUCUUCACUGGAUCCAGAUUCUUUCGGUAGGAAUUCUUCUAGUUUAUCAAGCGAAUAAAAAAAAAACUUACAAAUAUAUAUUUUAAAAUUAA